This is a messenger RNA of Penicillium vulpinum, 294 nucleotides long. RefSeq lists its product as uncharacterized. The record is from RefSeq and is a predicted model, not a curated record. The transcript is spliced from 3 exons. The coding region runs from base 1 to 294 and encodes 97 amino acids. Lineage: Eukaryota; Fungi; Ascomycota; Eurotiomycetes; Eurotiales; Aspergillaceae.
AUGCGUGUUACAGUCUUCGCCUUCGCUGCUGUUCUGUCCUUGGCCUCCGCCACAAACAUCAACAUGCAUUGCAACUUCGCCGAGGACCACACUGGCAUGGUUCAGCAGCCCUACUGCUGCCGUGAUUUGGUGCCUGCACGGGGAAACAAUAAGGCAAACGAGGCAUUAGACUGCGAUGAACUGACGCAGCCUCAACUGUGCGACGAUGAGUCUCGACCGGCUUGUUGCUAUACUAUUGGCGCCAAGAAGAUCUGUACCUCCCAUGUUAUUUUCCAGAAUGCAGAAGAUAUUUAG